This is a messenger RNA of Spizellomyces punctatus DAOM BR117, 1845 nucleotides long. RefSeq lists its product as uncharacterized. The transcript has 8 exons. Gene Ontology annotation, cellular component: mitochondrial inner membrane. Lineage: Eukaryota; Fungi; Chytridiomycota; Chytridiomycetes; Spizellomycetales; Spizellomycetaceae. The record is from RefSeq and is a predicted model, not a curated record. Gene Ontology annotation, biological process: mitochondrial respiratory chain complex III assembly; protein insertion into mitochondrial inner membrane from matrix. Bases 31 to 1671 code for a protein of 546 amino acids. Gene Ontology annotation, molecular function: ATP hydrolysis activity; ATP binding.
GACCUUUGAAAUUGGGGGGUUUGAAGGCAGAUGCAUAGAACGGUGUUUGGUAGACAGAAAUACACUCUGGUUCAUACAUGUAGGGGAAUCAUGUCAUCGCAUCUUGGAAUACGCUUAGCAUGUCUUCGCCAAUCUCCCGCUGUCCCUGUUUCGGCGUCCUUGUUGCUGGGGAACCUUCUUCCUCUUCGCUCACUAUCAACGGGGCAAGGACCAGGAACCGAGUUAGUGCCCAGAGAUGGAGAAGACGGUGCAAGAGGACUUGGAGGAAUUGUGGGUAUGGUUGCUGAGAAGGUUGGCGUGGAGAGCAAUCAAUUUGCAACUGGAGGCCUGACACUUGCUGUAUUCGGUGCUGUUAUUGCCAGUGCUGGCGUUCUAUGGCGAUACGUGUGGGAAUUCUUGCAAAAGCAGCUCAUUGUAAGCGCCGAGUUUGAUAGUCGCGAUGAAGCGUAUAGCUGGCUUCUAUCAUUUUUGGCGGACCACCCCAUGUCGCAAAGAACGACCCGGUUCAGCGUCACCACCUCUAUCAAACCGGGGCAAAAAAGCGACAGUGAGCAGGGAGAUGCAUAUCUAAAUCUCCCGCGCGUAUACUUUUUACCUUCUCCUGGGACACACCUCUUCACCUUCAAUAAGCGCAUCCUCUGGCUUUCCCGCGAGCGAGCCAAGCCUCCCGCAGGCGGCGCCGCCCCCACGGCUUCCCUCGAGCGCAUAACCAUCAACGUCUUGGGCCGGAAUCGUAAAAUUUUGGAAUCCCUCGUCCGAGAAUCUCAAAGGCUCUUUAUAGAAAAAGAUCGAUGUCGCACCGUCAUAUAUGCUGCGGAUCAGUAUGGUAACUGGCGACGGAUACGGAGUAGACCAAUACGACAUUUGAGUACUAUCGUGCUCGAUGAAGGGAUUAAGGAAUUGGUGCUAAAGGAUGUGAAAGAAUUUCUGGCAAGUGAAAAAUGGUAUGCCGAUCGAGGAAUUCCAUACAGGAGAGGCUACAUGUUCUAUGGGAAGCCUGGGACAGGGAAAACUAGUUUCGUGACUGCACUGGCAGGAGAGCUCAAGCUUAACAUUUAUGUCAUCAGCCUCGCCAAUCGUGGUCUUACGGACGAAACCUUAACAGAGCUGAUGGUCGAUACCCCACCGCGCUGUAUCCUCCUCUUGGAAGAUAUCGAUGCCGCAUUCGUCUCACGUACCAUAACGGGUGCAACCACAGGCGCAGGACAGGGCAAUGCAACCAUCGGAACGAAUGUGACAUUUUCGGGGUUGCUGAAUGCGAUUGAUGGUGUUGCAGCACAGGAGGGCCGGUUAGUAUGUAUGACCACCAAUCAUUUGGAGAAACUAGAUCCGGCCCUAAUUCGUCCCGGCCGAGUAGACCUCAAAGUCCUCUUUGACCUAGCAACCAAGUACCAAGCCCGCGAGCUCUUUAUCCAGUUCUACCCGCACACGAAUGGUGAGCCGCCAUCCGUUCCGGGUAUGUUAACCUUGAGAGCCGAUGAGUUAGUGCAAUUGGCAGAAGCCUUUGCCAAGAAGAUUCCAGAUAGGGUUUUGUCCAUGGCUCAGAUUCAGGGAUUUUUGAUGAAGUAUAAGAGUAAUCCAUGGGACGCGGUGAAGAAGGUCGACGAACUAUUGAAUGCUGUGCAAAAAGGGGGCGCUGAAGAUGUAGUGCCGAUAUUAAAGGAGUUAUGACAUAAAUGUCAUGUAUCAUCUUGAUCAACUGAGUAGGCCAUUUGCUGGCCAUUAGAGGAAUUUAAUAGCAAUGAGGCAUUGGAUAGAAUCAAUAUUUUGAAAAAACUUGCUCACAAUCAAAUACAGACAAAUAUCAAGGCGGUAUUGGUUCCCAAUGCCUACGCCGUACAACAA